GAAAUUCCUAAUACUUUUAUUACUUCAGCUUGGUCAUGUUUAAGGUAAAUUUAAAGAACUUGUUGCAGUUGUCCCUGUCGACAGAGGGUCCACUGCUGCGACACAAGCGCAUCAAGUGUGGCAAAGAGAGCUAUAUGCUCUGUUAUGUGCUGCAGGAUGGUUACCUGAAGAUAAGCCAGGCGAAGAGCAUGCGAAGAGGUCGGCGCUCCAAGGGUCUACUUCGGCAGUCUAGCAAAAAGGCGAGUACGAAGCGCGUCUGUGAUGCCAACAGCCAGACGACCAUUGGCUCAAUGGAGGAGCUGACGACUAGGGACACAUAUAGUCAGACAACUGUGGUACAGUACUCGCAUUGCUCUGUGGAUACGUUGGAUCUUAGUCUCAUGGUAUCCAGGCAACAGCAGACGACUAUACGAAUCUUCAACUUUGCCAGUUGCCAAACGAAGAAGCUCAAAAUGGAGAUGCGUUCCACACAGGUGGAGCUGAAGCUGAAGUCCAGGUUGACACAGACACUAGUGAUGCCUAUUGCGAAGAGCAUCGCAGGUACUCAGACGACGCUCGGAACGGGCCGACAAGCAAGCUAUGCGCAGACGGACAUCUCCAGCCUGGCGGCAGAGGAGGAACAGGAGCAGGAGGAGCUAAAGGAGCGUAUAGUUAAUUUGCUAUUACGAUCUAUGAACAGCCAAAGUAAUCUGUUGCUUAAAAGCGUCGAGUCCCUCAAUCAGCUGCUAGAGUUCAAGCAGUUGGAGUUGCAGAAGCAAAAGCUGGAGAAGGAACGGGAGGCAGCCAAGCAGGCGGAGCUGGUGAAGCUGAAGCAGAGACAUCCGAAAAGAGCUAACAAACGGUUACAUUGCCCCAAGUUCAGGAUCUGGGCCAAGCCAGCAUCCAAGCCCAAUACGCUGACACAGAAGCAGGCCCACGUCCAAACACAGCGACUAAGCAUAAUAUCCAGCGGCACGCAAACGGAGCUCUUGAGGGAGAUGCCAUUGGUUCGCUUGGCUGAGGCAGCCACGCAAACCGACCGCGUGAAAGGACUCUCUUGGCUGCGCUUAAGCAGCUGAAGCUGUCUGUAUAUAAAUAGGCCUAUACAUACAUA
This is a messenger RNA of Drosophila arizonae, 1093 nucleotides long. RefSeq lists its product as uncharacterized. The record is from RefSeq and is a predicted model, not a curated record. NCBI's taxonomy places the organism in Eukaryota, Metazoa, Arthropoda, Insecta, Diptera, Drosophilidae.